Messenger RNA from Morchella importuna, 1209 nucleotides. RefSeq lists its product as uncharacterized. Bases 1 to 1209 code for a protein of 402 amino acids. NCBI's taxonomy places the organism in Eukaryota, Fungi, Ascomycota, Pezizomycetes, Pezizales, Morchellaceae. The record is from RefSeq and is a predicted model, not a curated record. The transcript has 7 exons.
AUGUUUUUCACAUUCUGGAAUUCCUCUCUUUUGGCCGUCGCCGUCUGCAUCCUCUGCCUGACGAAGGGUUCCCAGCCCAGAUUUCAUGCCGUGAUCAUGCUCAUCACCGGUCUCCUCGGUACACAGCUUCACAAGAUUUCCUCACUAGGUACUUGGGUAGUGGGGCUUGGGGUCAUCGUAUUCUUCAACUUUGUCACACUCGCCCUCUCGCCGCUGCAGCUCGUGCUUGCGUGGUGCCUCACCCCCAAGUCUCCAAUCAACCCUGGAAUAACCGUUCUGCACAACGGAGACGAGAAGGGGAAUAUAACGGUUGACAUCGUUGCGGUUCACGGGCUGGGCUCGAAUCCUGACUGGGCGUGGACGUGGGAGGACCAGGCGAAAAAGUGCAUGUGGCUCAAAGACCUCCUUCCGAAAUCUAUUCCGCGCGCCAGAAUCAUGACGUAUAACCACAAUUCGGCGUGGUUCCGCGAUGCGCCCGUGAAGUCCAUCAAGAUUUGCGGGGAGGAAUUAUUAGAGGCGUUGAAUACCGAGAGGUCACACUCAAAGGAGGCUCAGCAGCGUCCGAUUAUAUUUAUAGGUCACAACUUUGGCGGUAUCAUAAUCAAGCAGGCACUCGUUGUGGCGAGCGAGAAGUUUACAGAUGCCACGUUCGACUCCAUCGAAAAGUCGAUGCAUGGAGCCAUUUUCCUGGGCGUUCCGCACGAUGGGUCGCAGCUCACCUAUUGGGGUGAGGUGCUCUCGUACUGCACCUACUGGUUAGGAUCGAGUACGGAGCUUCUGGAAGCGUUACAGCCGGGCGCAGAGUCGCUCCGGGAGCUCAACAGGAGCUUCUUCACCAAUUACGGGCAACGUGACUUGGUGGAUUUCUUUGAGACCCAGAAAACGAAGGCAAUGGGCGUUCCUGUGCUACUGGGAGUGAAUACGCAUGCGAGCACGAACUUGGGGGUGAAGCGGGUGGCCCUAGUCACUGACAACGUCGGGAUGAACAAGUUUAGGUCGGAGACUCAUAUGAACUACCGUCUUGUCCUUGGGCAGCUAACCAGGAUGGUUGAUAAGAUCGAGAAAGAGCAAUUGAAGAGUCUGAGUGCGGAACAGCAUGAAUGCCUGAAGUCGCUCUAUGUGGUUGGGUCAGAUAACAGGCGAGAGAGUAUCGAAAAGGCUCAUCCUUCCACAUUGGAGUGGCUGGACCAGAGUCCGGGUCAGCGGUAA